Lepidothrix coronata (blue-crowned manakin) is the source of this 2192-nucleotide messenger RNA. RefSeq names its product serine/threonine-protein phosphatase 4 regulatory subunit 3B-like. Gene Ontology annotation, cellular component: protein phosphatase 4 complex; nucleoplasm. Gene Ontology annotation, biological process: DNA damage response; protein dephosphorylation. The transcript is spliced from 11 exons. NCBI's taxonomy places the organism in Eukaryota, Metazoa, Chordata, Aves, Passeriformes, Pipridae. Bases 125 to 1948 code for a protein of 607 amino acids. Gene Ontology annotation, molecular function: protein phosphatase activator activity. The record is from RefSeq and is a predicted model, not a curated record.
GCAGCAGGUCAGUGCAGCAUGUGCUCCUGUCUUGCUUCCCUCCCAUUCCCUUUUUUUGGCAUUGGCGUUGUUCAGUGGAAGUCGCCCAGGACCUUCUUGAGUCGGAAGAGGAACACCUGAAGAAAUGAGUGCAAGUAUUCCGUUGAUGGACCUUCCCAGCUGUGAAGUCCACAGACUUGGAGAGAUCGCAGACCUCGUGAGCUCUGCUGGCCGCUCACGCGUUGGUAAGGAAAAGCUAGCCCUGGCCUUGAAAAAGGAAGGCUAUAUUCCCAAACUGCUGCAGCUUUUCCAAGUCUGUGAGAAUUUAAAGGACACUGAAGGCUUGCAUCUUUUGUUUGACAUUGUGAGAGGAAUUUUGUACCUGGAUGAAGAUGUUCUGUUUGAGGUGAUGUUUUCUGACGAGUGUAUUCUGAAUGUUGCUGGAUGCCUUGAAUAUGAUCCGUCUUUGGCUCAGCCAGAAAGCCUCAGGGAGUUCUUGAUGAAAACAGCAAAGCUUCAGGAAGUUAUUCCUACAAGAGACCCUGAAAUCAGGCACAAAAUCCGCCAGACAUUCAGGGCGCAAUACAUUCAUGCCAUCAUCUCGCAGAAUUCAUCUGACUUGGAAGAGGGUUUUCUUUCUACCCUCACUGCAUUCAUCAGACGCAGCGAAGAGGAGAUUUUAAGAGUCUUGCAGAAAGAUGAGAUAUUUUUCUCUGAAAUUUUUGCAAAAUUGAAUGAUGAAGCUACAGCUGAUGAGCAACUACGUGAAUUGGUGAAGUUUUUCAGGGAAUUCUUUGCCUUUUCUUAUGCAUUACCUACGAAUAGAGGUGAAUUUCUCAGCACUUUGGCAAAGUUUGAAAUUCUUCCAACUCUUGAAAGGUUAAUGGGAAUGAAUGAUCUGCAAGUAAGAUCUGUUGCUGCAGAUAUAUUGUCUUAUGUAGGAUACUUUAAUCCUUUCACGGUCCACGACUUUGUACUGCAAGAGGCCCAUCAGAGUGACAAUAACAACCAACUCCUCAUUGUGAUCAUUGAGCAGUUGAUCAACAACUCUGACCCUGCACUUGGAGGAGAUAAUCAGCUAAAGAAGAUUUUGCUUAUUCUGAUUGAUCCAGAGAAUAUGCGGGAACGCGUUAGUAAUUUAGAAAUAUUUGAGUUUCUCGAUUUCUUCUACGACCGUUGCAUUCAUGUUCUUACUGCCCCACUUCUGGCUGAUACAUCAGAAAAAUCCUAUGACAAAGAUGAUUAUCAAACAGCAGAAAUACUUGCUUUAGUUUUGGAGGUGCUUUCUUUUUGUGUGCGACAGCACAGGUAUCACAUGAAGAAGUAUGUUACAAGCAAAGAUCUGCUAAGAAGAAUCCUGGUAUUGUUGAAAUCCAAGCACAAAUUUCUGGCCUUGUCUGCUCUUCGUUUUAUGAGGAGGAUGAUUGACCUGAAAGACGAUCUUUACAACCGGUACAUCAUUCUGGGAAACCUCUUUGAGCCAGUUGUAAAUGCUCUGUUGGACAAUGGGACUAGGUACAACUUGCUCAACUCUGCCUUGCUGGAGCUGUUUGAAUUCAUCCGGGUGGAAGACAUCCAGUCUCUUAUCGAACAUAUAGUUGAGAAUUUCUCUGACAAGCUGGACUCCAUCCAAUAUGUUCGCACGUUCCAGGGACUGAAGGCAAAAUACGAGCAAGAAAAAAACUGUCAAAGCCAGACAUUGAACAGUGUCCCCUCCAUGUUGCCUGGCAAGACAUUUGUCAGAGAUGAAACAGUCUCCGAGGCGGAUGAAGGACCCCGGGGCAGUAAAGUUGAAGAGGAGGCAGCUCCGACAUCACCACAAAGCUCCAAUGUCUCCAAUGCAACAUCCACACCCCUGACCACAGUGAUGUCACCUGUCAAGAAAUGUAUAUUUGAAAUAUUUAAUUUUACUGAUGAGGAUGAAGAGGAGGAGGCACGUCCAAGGAAAAGAACUCGUCUGGAUUCCUAAAGGAAAUGGAAGCUUUGAAAUAAGGACUUUUAUGAUGGGUUUGAAAUGCUAUGAUUGCUUAAUGUUAAACUAUGAAACCAGCUGCAAUCCACCAUGUAGAUCACUCUUGAUGAUACAUUAUUAUAUAGUAAUAAUGUCAUAUCAUAGUAAUACAUGUUAGUAAUAUAAGUAAUAUGUAGUUAAAAAUAUUAAUAUACAUUUAUAUUUAAAAUAUAUAUAUAAUGAUUUUAUUUAAUAUAAAGCA